GAUUCCUUUCAACUGUUUGUUUUGGUAAUUUUUAUAUUUCUAUCGCGUGAAUCGCAACAGCUUUUGUACCGAAUUACGAAUAACAAUAGCAAGUGAGUAACCUCGAUGUCUUUUUUGUAUUAGUCAUUGACCAAAAUGGCUCGAAAUUUACCAGAAAAUCCUGAAAAUAUAGUAUGCCGCUAUUUUUUGCAAGCUUCUUGUCAUUUCGGAAAUAACUGUCCUAUAUCCCAUGUUCGUUCACAAAACUGUAAGCCUGAUGAUAUUUGUCGAAAAUAUUUACAUAGACGAUGCCGCGAUGGGGAUAAAUGCAUCUAUCGUCAUGCUAGAAUACCAAUUUUUUAUAAAGUCAUGAGGCAAAAUGGAAUAUUUUCGCUGCCUCAUGUUGGUUUAGGCAUUGAAAACAGUUCCAAGUUGAAAGAAAAUGAAACCACUACUGAUAUUUCGUGUUUAUCAAAAUCCAGUGUUCCAAAAGAAUUGGGAUCUGAUUGGGUAAAUGCCGCUGAGUUUAUUCCUAAAAAGCUGAAGUCUUAUGCUGAGUGUUUGAGAAGGGAACAAAAUACUGAUAUUGAAGAAUUGAAAUCGAAAGAAUUGUGUUAUUACUUAAUUGAAUGUUGUCCAUAUGGUGGAGAGUGUCCUUACAUACAUGGUGAUGCAUGUGACAUUUGUGGCUAUGUUUGUCUUCACCCUUAUAAUGAACAACAACGAAUAAUCCAUAGGGAAAAGUGUCUCAAAGAACUUGAAGACGAAAUGGAAUUUUCUUUUGCAGUGCAGCGCAGUAUGGGGAAAAUGUGUGGAAUAUGUAUGGAUGUGGUGAUUGAUAAGGAACGUAUAUCUGAUCGGCGGUUCGGUAUCCUUGAAAAUUGUAAUCACGUAUUCUGUUUGAACUGCAUUCGGAAAUGGAGAUCUGCAAAGAAAUUUGAAAACCGCCAACAUUCAGAAGGCGUGCUAGAUCCAUUUGUUACCAGAGCCUGUCCAGAAUGCAGAAGACCUUCAGAUUUUGUCACACCAAGUCCGUUUUGGUUUGAAAAUGAAGAAGAAAAGAAAAAACUGAUGGAAGAUUAUAAGAAGAGUUUGAACAAGAGACAUUGUAAAUAUUUCAAACGUGGUGAAGGAACAUGCUAUUUUGGAUCAACUUGCUUUUAUCUCCAUGCAAACCCAGAUGGAACUAUUGUAAAAUUACCUCCUCCAGCUCGUAGAAGAAGGCGCAAUCAAAAUAUGGAAUUAGAUUACUUAGAAGAAUCUACACUUUGGGAUUUCUUUAGAACAAGAGAAGAAAAUAUAUUGAUUCAUUUAGAUUUGGAUGAGUUCUUAUACAAUAUGACAUUGCCAGAUGGUGAUGAUGUCCCACUAUCGUAAGAUGUUCCCUUCCAUUUCAUGCUUUGUUUCAAGAUUGCUUAAAAUUGAAAAGUUGAACUUUCAUCUGUCUUAAUUAAAUGCUGUU
This is a messenger RNA of Uloborus diversus, 1441 nucleotides long. RefSeq names its product probable E3 ubiquitin-protein ligase makorin-1. The transcript has a single exon. NCBI's taxonomy places the organism in Eukaryota, Metazoa, Arthropoda, Arachnida, Araneae, Uloboridae. Gene Ontology annotation, biological process: protein polyubiquitination. Gene Ontology annotation, molecular function: ubiquitin protein ligase activity; metal ion binding. The record is from RefSeq and is a predicted model, not a curated record. The coding region runs from base 136 to 1356 and encodes 406 amino acids.